This is a messenger RNA of Pneumocystis jirovecii RU7, 3012 nucleotides long. RefSeq lists its product as uncharacterized. The record is from RefSeq and is a predicted model, not a curated record. Bases 1 to 3012 code for a protein of 1003 amino acids. Gene Ontology annotation, biological process: proteolysis. The transcript is spliced from 26 exons. NCBI's taxonomy places the organism in Eukaryota, Fungi, Ascomycota, Pneumocystomycetes, Pneumocystales, Pneumocystaceae. Gene Ontology annotation, molecular function: metal ion binding.
AUGACAUAUUUUACCAAGAAAUACGAUUUUGAAGCAUACGGAAGACAUGUACAGUCAUGGAAAAGCUGCAAAACAGGUCUCCAGGAAAACUUGUACUUGCCACAGAAAGCAAUUCUUAAUGAUUCUGGAUGUCCACAUACACUCGAACAUUUAGUGUUUCUUGGCAGUAAAACGUAUCCAUAUAAAGGAAUUUUAGAUUCUUUAGCAAACCGUUCUUUUGCACAGGGUACAAAUGCAUGGACAGACACAGAUCAUACAGCAUAUACAAUUAGUACGGCAGGAGCAGAAGGGUUUUUACAAAUUCUUCCUAUAUUUGUUGAUCAUAUUCUUUUUCCUACACUUACAUACGAUGGGUUUUAUACAGAGGUUUAUCAUAUUGAUGGAAAAGGGAAUGAUGCAGGAGUUGUAUAUUGUGAAAUGCAGGUGAUUGUUUUAAUAAACAAUAUAUUUUUGUAUAAUACAGAGAAGGGACACGAAAAUACAAUAGGGGAUUUACAAUCAAUAUAUUUUAAUCGUGCUCUUUUUCCUGAAGGAAUUGGGUAUAGAAGUCAUACAGGAGGAAAAUUAGAAUCAUUAAGAACAUUAAAUAUCGAAACAAUUCGGAAAUAUCAUUCAGAAUACUAUCUUCCUCAAAAUUUAUGUCUUAUUAUCACGGGAAAGGUUGAUACAUGCAAGCUUUUUCGUGUACUUGAUGAAAUUAUCGAACCUAAUAUUCUUAAAAAUCUUACACCAGAUCUAGUUCAUUGGAAAAGACCAUGGGUUGAUUCAAUGAAAACCCCACCCUUAGUAGAAUCAUAUAAAGAAAUUGUUCCUUUUCCUGAUGAAGAUGAAAGUGCAGGAGAAGUUCUUUUAGGAUGGCUUGGUCCUUCGGCUAAUGAUUUUACUGUAUUAACAGCAUUAAAUAUUUUAGGGAAAUAUCUAACUGACUCUGCAAUUUCUAUAUUACAAAGAGAGCUUGUAGAGAUUCAAGAUCAAUUUUGUUCAGACAUUUCUUUUUCAACAGUUAGUCGUUUGCCGAGUGUUAUAUAUUUAAAUUUAUAUGGUGUACCAACAGAAAAAUUAGAGAAAAUAGAAGAACAAAUUUUUAAAAUUUUAAACAAAAUCAAAAAUUGUCCUGAAAAUUUUGACAUCAAUCGAAUAAAUAUGAUUAUAUUCAGAGAAAAACUUGCGAUUAUAGAUGAAAAUGAGACAGAUCCUCAUAAUAUUUUUUCUAAUGCAAUUAUUACCGACUUUUUGUACGGCGAUUAUUCUAAAGAUACUUUAAAAAGAUCAUUACGGAAUUGUGAAGAAUAUGAAAGUCUAAAAUCAUGGACAAUAGCACAGUGGCUAUCUCUUUUGGAUACAUGGCUUAUUCAAAAUUUCCACGUAUGUAUAAUAUCUAAAGCUUCAGCUGAAUUAUCAUCAAAAUUACAAGAAAAAGAAAAAUUAAGGAUAAAAAAUAGAAAGGAAAAACUUGGAGAGGAAAAACUUAAAAAACUAGAAGAACAAUUAAAAAUAUCGCAAGAAAAAAAUAAUACACCGUUUCCUUUGACUAUAUUAUCAGAUUAUAAAAAUCCAAAUGUUAAAAAUAUAAAUUUUAUUACAAGUGUCUCUGCAAAAGCAGUAAAAUAUAUUGAUAAGGAUUCGCAAGAAAAAAUACCUCUUUAUUUACAUUUUAAUCAUAUUGAUUCAGAAUUUGUAAGCAUUCAAGCAUAUAUUUCUUCAGAAUGCAUAGAUUCAGAACUUAAACCAUAUCUUGGGAUUUAUCUUGAUAAUUUUUUUCUAAACGGAAUCAUUCGUACUGACGGAACAGAAUUAACUUACGAAGAGGUAGUAAGAUUAUUAGAAAAUGAAACAGUCGAUUAUAGUGCAACAUGGGGAGUAUCUGGAACAUUUUUGGAAAUGAUAACUAUUCAAAUUAAAGUUGAAAUACAAAAUUACAAAAAAGGGAUUUUAUUAUUAAAAGAUUUGCUUUGCCAAAGUGUUUUUGAUCCUGAAAGGCUUAUGAUUUUUGUAAUUAAAUCAUUAAAUGAUAUUCCACAAGAAAAAAGAAAUGGAAACAAGAUAUGCUGGGCUUCAAUGAGAAUGUAUCAAUUAGAUAAGAAUCGAUCUACAUCUAGAGCAGUAAAUAUACUUACACAAAUGAAUUUCCUUGUAGAGUUAAAAAAACAAUUGGAGAAAGAACCAAAUGUAAUAGUUAAAAAAUUUCAAGUUAUACAAGAACAAAUUUCUAAACCUGAAAAUAUUUAUUUCCAAAUAAUUUCGAAUAUUCCACAUUUAGAACAUCCAGUAUCGUCUUGGAAAUCUUUUUGCAAUCAAAAAAAAGAUGAUAUUGAAAUGUUACGAAUUCCAUUUAAGAAAUUUAUGUUAACAGAAGAAGGGCAAUCUCCAUCCGGAAUAGCUCAUAUAAUAUCUUUACCUACCGUUGAAAGCUCAUAUUCAGUUCAUGCUUCAAAAUUGUUCUCAGAUUUCAAUCAUAAAGACUUUCCUGCUUUCAUUCUUCUCUUAUCUUAUCUUAAUAUUAUGGAGGGUAUACUUUGGAAACACAUAAGAGGAAAUGGAUUAGCAUAUGGGAUAAGCUUUAAAACUGAUAUAGAAUCAGGACUUUUUUAUUGCUCUAUUUAUUCAUCUCCGAAUGCAUUUAAUGCAUGGAAAAAAAUACGAGAUAUCAUAAAUGACAUAGCAAAUAAAAAGAUACAUUUUGAUGAAAAUAUGGUAAUUAAUGCAAAAAGUUCUCUUGUUUAUGAUAUUGUUUCUGCAAAUGCUACUCCUUUUUAUACGGCACAAGAAUCUUUUGUUUCUCAAGUUAUAAAAAAUCAACCAGAAAAUAAAAGUUUUCAAUUAAUUAAAGAUGUAUCGAAUGUUACAAUUAUUGAAUUAUAUGAUGUUCUUAAUCGAUAUCUAGUAAAUUUAUUUGAUCCUAAAACAUCAGAUUCAUUUAUAGUUAGCGCUCCUUCAAAAUCAAUUGAAAUAAUAGAAGGAUUUUCUAAUGUAGGGUACCAUACAGUAAAAAAAACUUUAAACGAUUAUUAA